GCCCAAGGCUCUUGGCUCAAAGCUCGUGGCUGAAGGGCCGCUUACGGCUCCUACCUAUUUGACCCAAACAUGCCCUUCACCGUAUGCUUUACCUCCGGAAUCGCCCGGGAUUGCCUUGACUCCGGGUUCAGUCCGGUAUGGUGCUGAUUCGGGAGCGCGUGUGCGGGAUGAUGGAUUCUGGGACGAAGAAGUAUGGUUCACCGAGAAAGUAGGCCAGAGACGUACGGCCCCGUGCGAACGAGCAUUAACCUCAGCAGAUCGACCUCGACAUGGCGCCUGCUCAGGGAGCCUCGCCGAGGAGCGCCUCAGGUAUUUCAUCUUCGGUCAUGCCUUCUUCGGGGUUAUCUGUGGCUGGGGACGUGAACGUUUCCCCCACGCUGGGACAGAUCCAGACGAUGAUGGAGCAGAUGAUGACGCGCAUGACGACGAUGACGAACUCGAUGAAGACAUAUCUCACCAAACGGUUCGACGAGCAGAUCGGAGACAUCAGGGACCAGAUCGCGAACAACAAGGACGAAAUCCACAGGGGGGGCUCCCUUGCCAGCGGGGCUCAGGAAGGUCUGGGUCGACCAGGACAGCAACACGGUGCGCCAGGAGAAAGUUGAGCAGAUGGAGCGGACCGCUAUCUUCAAGGGAUUCCCAAAAAGGUGCCAAUGGGAACAACAUUGUGGGAUUCAUCCUUGCGAACAUGGGGUCGCACAGGAUCGAAGUAGACGGUAAAUCAUACAGUACGAGGAUAUGGGGGGAGAGAGGUUCAAGUCGAUCCAAUACCAAGGAGGCGAUGGAGAGUUUCGUCAAGGCGGCCAGGAGCACCGACAGGAUUCUUUAGGAACGCGCCGAUCAGCAUAGACCCCGAUCGUGGAACUGUCUUCGGCGCUAGGGUCCGCUGUUUGGCAAUAUUCAAGAUUGUCUUGGUUAAGAAAAGCCUGGACGAAGCCUCCGUCGCAUGGGAGUGCUGGUGGUGAAUGACACGCGGAUUGGCGAAUUGAAGGGGGAGGGCGUAUUUGCCCAGAUCGAGAUCAACCGCCAGAACGUGGACAGCAUGGGUUUGAAAUUCAACGGCAAGGUCAUGCAGUUGGAUGUCGCCCGGGCGUUGCGCGAGUGACCCUCGUCUCGGUCCUGUGCUCUCUGUGCUCUCUCUCUCUCUCUCUCUGUCCUGUCGCUGCUCCCUCCCCGCCCCUUCGCCCCUCUCGCCUCUCUCCUUCGGCACUUCCUUUCGCUGGUGGUUUCUCUGGGUGCCCAUGGAACGCCCGGGCAUUUUUCUAUAGCAAGCCAAGCCGGCAGCGUCGCAGGCACAAGUUUGUAGAGCUUAAGAGUUGAGCUCGUGGGGUUGCAAGAGGUGCAUGGCACCACUGACCGCGAGCACUCGGGCUUUCUGGUCCCACGUCAACCAGGCUCUGGCGGGGGGGUCCCAUUUCCAUCACUGGCAACCCCAUAUCCCGAUUUGAUUCGCACACGGUCCAUGUAGUAGAAGACGGCCGGGCCGCAGUUCUAUGUCUUCGCGGGCGUUUUGGUGGCCUGGACGUUUGGGCCGUCCAUCUCGACGCCCACUUUCGACUUGCACGCGCCAG
Prorocentrum cordatum is the source of this 1571-nucleotide messenger RNA. Lineage: Eukaryota; Dinophyceae; Prorocentrales; Prorocentraceae. The record is from the annotation of a GenBank genome assembly.